CUAUUCAGCGUUGCAUAAUUGCAACCAUUCGUUCAAUACUGGAAAUUAAGGAAAUGGCAAGAAUAUCAUCAUUGGUGUUAGUAAUAUCAUUACUGGUGGCUCUGCCAUGGCGCUGGGCAGCGGGUCAGGAUGAUCCUUGGAAGAGUCUGGCAGACCAGGCGGCAUCGCAGGGUAUCUCUCAGCAAUCCAUAGAUGAUGCUCAGGCUGCUCUGCGUGGAGGCGCUGAUGAUUCCGAAUCAUCCGUCUGGGCUGACUGGAUUAAAGGCAACGCCAACAAUAUGGGAUACACUGAUGAAAACGCACCCACGGGGUCAGCUGACGGAUCUCCUUCCGACGAACCAGAAGCAGCAGACUUUGCAGACAUAGGUGUGGAUGAAUCUUCACCUGCAGACGCAGAAUCUCCGGCGGAAGCAUCACCGACAUAUUCCCCUACAUAUGCACCCCAACCUCAAGCACCGGCCCUGGCCGCAGCAACACCCCAGGCUCAGGCACCAGAGGCUGACGCACCGGAGGCAUACGUACCAGAAGCACCUACCCCCGAGGCCUACGCACCUGGCGCCGCCACACCCGAGGCAUACGCACCCGGCGCUACGACACCGGAGGCACAAUCAACCGAAGCAACUGCACCCAAGUUAGAGGCUGAAGCGCCAGGGGCGGUCACGUCCACGGUAGAGGCACCCGUGGAGGCUGCAGCACCUGGCACAACCACAUCAUCAGCACAAGCUCCGGGAGCGUCAAGCCCUGGUGCAGCAUAGGGUGUGUGUGCAUAUAGACACGAGCAAUCAACACACGCUGACUCAAACGAGAUGUGUAUAUAUUGAUAUGUGGAGAGUGGGGUGAUGGACAGAGAAUUGCAUUGGGUUGACAACACCCCUCCGCCCCAUGUGUAUUGCUGAUGAUUGGGUACGAUUCAUAUACCAAUGUUGACAUAGAACUAUAGUACUUUAUUUCAUUUACUUCCUUUUUUUGGCGAAUUGGUUUGCACAGCUCAUGUUACAGCCACCCACAUGCAAACAAGGAGGCUCAUGUCUUGUUUAUUUGGCUUUUGGAAUAUGUCAAUUUUUAGAACCACACUAGUUGCUCAUCAUCAAUUUACACAGUAGUACAGAUUAAUUAAUUUUGAAUAGUUGAGAUGUGAUUUCAUUUAA
Molecule: messenger RNA, 1148 nt
Organism: Prosopis cineraria
Lineage: Eukaryota; Viridiplantae; Streptophyta; Magnoliopsida; Fabales; Fabaceae
Exons: 2
Coding region: 54-755 (233 amino acids)
Source: RefSeq, a predicted model, not a curated record